Messenger RNA from Galeopterus variegatus (Sunda flying lemur), 1908 nucleotides. RefSeq names its product peptidase domain containing associated with muscle regeneration 1 (gene PAMR1). The record is from RefSeq and is a predicted model, not a curated record. NCBI's taxonomy places the organism in Eukaryota, Metazoa, Chordata, Mammalia, Dermoptera, Cynocephalidae. The transcript has 5 exons. Gene Ontology annotation, biological process: proteolysis. Gene Ontology annotation, molecular function: serine-type endopeptidase activity. The annotation marks the transcript as partial.
ACUUAUAACAGCUCUCCUUUUCUUUUAUUUUCACUUUUAGUCCUUGAAGAGAGAAAUUGCUCAGACCCUGGGGGCCCGGUCAAUGGCUACAGGAAAAUAACUGGAGGUCCUGAGUUUAUCAAUGGGCGCUAUGCAAAAAUUGGCACCGUUGUGUCCUUCUUUUGUAAUAACUCAUAUGUUCUCAGUGGGAAUGAGAAGAGAACUUGCCAGCAGAAUGGAGAGUGGUCAGGGAAACAGCCUAUCUGCAUAAAAGCCUGUCGAGAACCAAAGAUUUCAGACCUGGUGAGACGGAGAGUUCUUCCAAUGCAGGUCCAGUCAAGGGAGACACCAUUACACCAACUAUACUCAGCAGCCUUCAGCAAGCAGAAACUGCAGAGUGCCCCUACCAAGAAGCCAGCCCUUCCCUUUGGAGACCUGCCUGCUGGGUACCAACAUCUGCACACACAGCUCCAGUAUGAGUGCAUCUCACCCUUCUACCGCCGCCUGGGCAGCAGCCGGAGGACAUGUCUGAGGACUGGCAAAUGGAGUGGGCGGGCCCCAUCCUGCAUCCCUAUCUGUGGGAAAAUUGAGAACGUCACUGCUCCAAAGACUCAAGGGAUGCGCUGGCCGUGGCAGGUGGCCAUCUACAGGAGGACCAGUGGGAUGCAUGAUGGCAGCCUGCACAAGGGUGCAUGGUUCCUGGUCUGCAGUGGUGCCCUGGUGAACGAACGCACCGUGGUGGUGGCUGCCCACUGUGUUACCGACCUGGGGAAGAUCACCAUCAUCAAGACAGCAGAUCUCAAAGUUGUCUUGGGGAAAUUCUACCGGGAUGAUGACCGGGAUGAGAAGACUAUUCAGAGCUUGAGGGUUUCUGCUGUCAUUCUGCACCCCAACUAUGACCCCAUCCUGCUCGAUACCGACAUCGCCAUCCUGAAGCUCCUGGACAAGGCCCGCAUCAGCACCCGCAUCCAGCCCAUCUGCCUUGCAUCCACUCGGGACCUCAGCACCUCCUUCCAGGAGACCCACAUCACUGUGGCUGGCUGGAACGUCCUGGCAGACGUGAGGAGCCCUGGCUUUAAGAACGACACGCUGCGCUCAGGGGUGGUCAGGGUGGUGGACUCUCUGCUGUGUGAGGAGCAGCAUGAAGACCAUGGCAUCCCAGUGAGUGUCACUGACAACAUGUUCUGUGCCAGCCGGGACCCCACCGCUCCUUCUGACAUCUGCACCGCAGAGACAGGGGGCAUCGCAGCUGUGUUCUUCCCAGGCCAAGCAUCCGCUGAGCCACGCUGGCAUCUGGUGGGCCUGGUCAGCUGGAGUUAUGACAAAACCUGCAGCCACAGCCUCUCCACGGCCUUCACCAAGGUGCUGCCUUUUAAAGACUGGAUUGAGAGAAACAUGAAAUAAACCAGGAUUUAUUUCUGUAUGUGUGUUGCAUGAGGCAAUGAGGACCUGAAGUAUAACUUUGCCCAUGAACUUGGCUAUGCCAGGGCUUCUGAUUUCAGGGACAAAACUCAGUGGAGGGUGAGUAGAGCUUGGUUUCUUGUAGGCCACUGCCUUUCCAACUGCUUAGACAGCCAUUUGGAAGCACCAGCGCUUGCAAGAACUGAGUUUAUUCAAAAAAGAAACCAUAUGAAUAGAAAAGAAAACCUCCCUGUUCAACUGACGCAGUGGCCUUCCCCACCUUUUGGUGAUGCAAAUGUCAUAGUCACAUCUGGUUGAGAGACAGUUGACCUGGGGAGAUGAGGGCUUCAUGAGGCUCCAGCCAAACCGAGUUCUAGAGAGCCAUCUGCGGGACAGCCCAGGGCAGCAGAGUUGGAUGCGGCUCAUGCUUUUGUGUAUGUCGCCACAGUACAGACGGGUCCUGUUCCUUCCCAGUCUCCUGUACAUAUUUUAAUAAAACAAGGGUUGGCUUCUGACCUACAAAACAAA